AUGUUCAAAAACAAACAUUUUAAAAACGUUCCAAACUCCAUAAGAAAUAGUAAGUUUUUACCCUCUAACAUAAGUAAUAAUAGCAGUAGCAGCAGUAGUAUAAAAAGUGUAAGAAGCUCUAACAAGUCAAUUAAUAUACCUUCUAAUUUUUUCCGCUUAUCCAAUAUUAGUACCUUUGGUUUUAUAGGCAAGCCAGUGUGUAGUGCCUUUGAUUUUAGCCAAAGCCUACUUGCCACAGCUACAGAAUCUGGUGACAUUUAUAUUUUUGGCAAACAAAAUGUCGAGGCUUUGCUUACUGUAGAAAAGAAAAUUUUUGUUAAACAUAUGAGCUUUGUUAAAGGCGUAUAUUUAGUCAUUGUAGACUCGAGUAAUAUUCUAACGGUUUAUUCUUUAUAUUCCCAGAAGAUUAUUGAUACUGCUUUUACACCUACAAAAAUAACCUGUAUAGAAACGGAUCCCUCUAUAGAUUGGGUAUUACUGGGCUUAGAAGAUGGUACAAUUAUGAUUUAUGAUGUUGAUCGUAAUACUAUGACAGAAAACAAGAUCGAAAAUUUUCAAAAGACAAAAUAUUUCCCUUCAAAGAAAAUAUCCCCUAUUGUAUCAUUACAGUGGAAUCCAAGAGAUUUAGGUACAAUCUUGAUCUCUUACGAUUCUGUGACAAUUAUUUAUUCAUUCAUCGACAGGUCGAUAAAACAAGAUUUUAUUUAUAGCCUGCCUCCAGGUGCUCCUGGUGGUGAAUUAUCCAAAAAUCAAUGUGUUGAAAGAUUUCCUAAAGUUAUUCAAUCCGUUUACAACCCAAAUUCUUUAAAUAUUUUAACUGUUCAUCAAGACAAUUCACUAGUUUUUUGGGAUGCUAACACAGGUCAAUUAAUACAAGCAAGAACAUGCUUUGAAAUAGAUAUUCAUGUACCGCAACCGAGGUCAACACCACUAAAUCAUGUACCUGCUGUCCCACAAAUUUCUAAAGUUCUCUGGAUAUGUAGGGAGGACCCCGAGUACACAUCUCUUUUAGUAUACAUGAAACCUAUCAAUAAUUUUUACGGCAAGCCAACAAAUUCUGAGCAAAGCUUUAUGAUAUUGGAUUUAGAUCAUACACCACUAUAUUCUAUAAGUUCGUAUGAAAAUAUGAGUAUAUAUUAUGCAAACCAGCAAAACCAAAAAAUUUUACCACUGGACCAUGAUAGACUAAUCGUAGACAUUUUACCAUUACCCAGAGCUUCUCCUUACUUCCAUGGGUGCCACGAUCCAGAAAUAGUUAUGCUAACUUUUGAUGAUGGCGAAAUUGAAACCAUGCUAUAUCCAUCUGGGCUUUUCACCCAGAGAGCUUCGUUAUUUCCACAGAGUUUCUGCUGGGUCAGACCAACCGUGUCGAAUGUAUCUGCUAUAUCUAUUCCACAAAAACUAUGGCUAGGAAUGACAACUGCAUUACAAAAUAAUAAAAGUGAAUGCAUUUUACAUGGAGGAUUCCCCAAAAAGAAAAAUGUUAGAGCCACAGAGUAUACGCCAGCCAUUUUAACAGGACACUCAAAUGGAUCUGUUAGAAUUUGGGAUGCUUCUAAAAAUGAUACUUCAAUAUUUGAAGUUAACUGCAGAUCAAUUUUAAAUUUGUCAGCUGAUGUUUCAAUAAAUCAAAUUUCCUUUUCACCAGAUACACUAGAACUAACGGUAUCGAUGGACACAGGUGAUGUUUUAUUAUUGAAAUUCCAGAACAAUGAAUAUUUCAAUGACCAUAAUGAAUUAAACAAUCCUUUGAAUUAUCAAAAGUUUUCUUUGUCUGGUAACAAAAAUUCAUUAGUUGAUGUUCGAUUUAGAUCGCCACCUAAUAUUCCAAUAGGAUUUAUGCCAAUUGUCGCAUUACAUGCCCAAAAAGGCAAAACUUCUGCCAUCAAAAAUAGUGAUGUUGGGUUUGUUGCACUUGCAUAUUUAACAGGUUCAUUGAUUAUUAUAGAUAGGAGAAGUCCAAAAAUUAUAUUUUUGGAUAAUAUUCGCAAAUUUGUAAGUAAAAGCAGUUCAUGCAUAACUGCAAUAGAUUUUUCCAUUAUGGAAUAUGGAGAAGAUGGAUAUUCUAGCAUUAUGCUAUUGUGUGGUACUGAUGGGGGCUCCUUAUUAAUUUUCAAGAUUUUACCAGAUCGUACAAGUGGCCAUCAUAUUACGUUCGUUGAAGAAAUAAAAUCCAAUCACUUGGACCCUAUUAAGUACAUAGGUACAUUUUCAUCAACAGGAUUACAUUGUACUGCAACACUUCACAAAAUGAAUGAGCUAGGUAAAGGUAUUGCCAUUCAAGGUUACGUAUGCACGGUUGGUGAAAGAGAGGUUAGGCUUUUAUGUGUUGGAAAAUCAAAAAAUUGUCAUGAGCAAUUUAAAGGGCAAAUUGCCGUGAGUAGGCUAUGUAGCAUCCCUUAUUUUGACUCUAAUAAUAAUAAGAGAUUUUCAACGGUUUUAGUCUUAUUGUUUUAUAGUGGAGAUGUAAAAGUUUUAUCGGUUCCAAAUUUGGAUGAUAUAAGAACAUUCAUACUGCCAUGCACUAUCUCUGCAAAAUACAUCUCAUCAUCUUCGAUUAUGAAAAAUGGUGAUAUAUUAUUACGUUGUAGUCAAACACAAUGUAAUGUAUAUACCAUAAUUAAUGAACUGGCUACAGGAAUUACAAAACAACGUUCAAUCGUAUCAAAUGAUCAAGUGAUCAAAGACGUGCUAUAUAAUCCAAGUGCUAGAAUUCCUUUCAGACCCCAAGUAAAUUCGUUACAAUGGGUUAGAGGUACUGUAUACACAUCAGCAGAACAAUUAGAUCAAAUAUUGGGUGGGCCAAGAAGAACUCCUUCCAAAAAUAAAGAAAGUAUCAUGGCUUUAGGCUCUUUAACGCUAACAAAAGGUGCUGAUGAAAAACGUGUCAAGCCCAGCGAUUUCAAAACUAACGCCCAGCUAAAGCAUUCUGCCAGGCAUCCGACAUACAAUGCAAUGAGGAAUGCUUCUAGAGCAUUAGAAAGUACAUGGUAUGAUAUCGAAGGUGGUAUUAAUGAAUAUGCCACUGCUCUAGGUCAGAGUAUGAGUGAUACUAUGGAAGACACCAGCAAAGAUAUAAUGAAAGACUUUGUUGGAAUCUAA
Messenger RNA from Henningerozyma blattae CBS 6284, 3102 nucleotides. RefSeq lists its product as uncharacterized. Gene Ontology annotation, molecular function: GTPase activator activity; myosin II binding; syntaxin binding. Gene Ontology annotation, biological process: establishment of cell polarity; regulation of protein secretion; regulation of exocytosis. The record is from RefSeq and is a predicted model, not a curated record. Gene Ontology annotation, cellular component: plasma membrane; cytoplasm. NCBI's taxonomy places the organism in Eukaryota, Fungi, Ascomycota, Saccharomycetes, Saccharomycetales, Saccharomycetaceae. Bases 1 to 3102 code for a protein of 1033 amino acids. The transcript has a single exon.